Messenger RNA from Thunnus maccoyii (southern bluefin tuna), 1182 nucleotides. It is a transcript of the gene ascl1a, whose product is annotated as achaete-scute family bHLH transcription factor 1a. Lineage: Eukaryota; Metazoa; Chordata; Actinopteri; Scombriformes; Scombridae. Gene Ontology annotation, cellular component: RNA polymerase II transcription regulator complex. The record is from RefSeq and is a predicted model, not a curated record. Gene Ontology annotation, biological process: sensory organ development; regulation of neurogenesis; neuron differentiation. The transcript is spliced from 2 exons. Bases 1 to 603 code for a protein of 200 amino acids. Gene Ontology annotation, molecular function: protein dimerization activity; DNA-binding transcription factor activity, RNA polymerase II-specific; RNA polymerase II transcription regulatory region sequence-specific DNA binding.
AUGGACCACACAGCCAAGAUGGAAAUUAACAUCAGCCAGCAGCAGCUGAUGCCGCCCGCUUGUUUCUUUUCCACCGCAGCGGCGCAAAGCAUCCAGUUGAGCCCGAGCGGCAGCAGCCAAGGCAGCGGGAAGUCUGUGUCCAAGCAGCCCAAGAGGCAACGCUCUUCAUCGCCGGAGCUGCUGCGGUGCAAGCGGAGGCUGAAUUUCGCGGGUUUUGGCUACACUCUGCCUCAGCAGCAGCCGCACGCAGUAGCCCGGAGGAAUGAGAGGGAGCGCAACCGGGUGAAACUGGUCAACAACGGCUUCGCCACUCUCCGGGAGCACGUCCCCAACGGCGCCGCCAACAAGAAGAUGAGCAAAGUGGAAACGCUGCGCUCAGCCGUGGAGUACAUCCGCGCCCUACAGCAGCUACUAGACGAGCACGACGCGGUGAGCGCGGCGUUUCAGUCCGGCGUCUUGUCGCCCACCAUGUCGCAGGGAUACUCCGCUGACAUGAACUCCAUGGCAGGUUCACCGGUGUCGUCCUACUCCUCCGACGAGGGUUCCUACGACCCCCUCAGUCCAGAGGAGCAGGAACUGCUAGACUUCACCAACUGGUUCUGAGCAUCUAUAUAAGAAAUAUGGAUCAACUCAAUUUACUGUUGUCGUGCGCUUGGGAUGGUCCCGGAGGAGGCAAGGUGUCCUCAAGAACAAGAUGCACUGACUACGCGUCCUUAAAGCCCGGUCCUCCCAGACAGACAGACAGACAGAUAGACAGACAGAAACGGCCUUAACGUCCUGAAAACUUGGGAAAAUCAGGCCCGAGAUCAGCGCCAAAGGAUUACAGGAAGACGGGUCUCCUGACAGCGUGGGAAUCCAAGCUUCUGUGCAUUUGCCCAUGAUAAACAAAAAAAAAACCCUAAAGUGAACUAAUGCUCCUCAGCAGCACAUUAAAAACAUUAUUUAAUACGUUGCUCUUCAACUAUGCUAAAUCCAAUCACAGAACACCAACCCUUUGGUAAACCUCUCAGACGUUUAAUUCAGAAAAUGCUUCCAAGUCGCGGAUUUAUUCUAUGAAAUUCUAUAUCAAACGCUUUUUUUUGAAAUAUAUUAAAAUAUUUUUGUAUGUAAGAGAUUUAUAGAUGUUUUGUACACAUCCUUUUGUAUAUAUUUUGUCUAUAUAUUGCGAAGUUGCUUCUAUAC